Molecule: messenger RNA, 1522 nt
Organism: Drosophila miranda
Lineage: Eukaryota; Metazoa; Arthropoda; Insecta; Diptera; Drosophilidae
Product: patronin-like
Exons: 3
Coding region: 23-778 (251 amino acids)
Biological process (GO): cytoplasmic microtubule organization; negative regulation of microtubule depolymerization
Cellular component (GO): microtubule minus-end
Molecular function (GO): microtubule minus-end binding; calmodulin binding
Source: RefSeq, a predicted model, not a curated record
UCCCGUCUGGUGACUAACCAAAAUGCAUCCCAUACAUCGAACGGCUACCAUCUGCAUGGACCUGCAUGGGCCUGUGCUGUGUGCUGUGUACUGUGUACUGCGUACUGUGCAUGUGACCGAUCCGCUGAUUGACUCUCUUGCUUGCCGGUUAGACACAGAUUCGGGACUGGGACGCGCCACACCGCCGAGGCGCGCACCCUCGCCUGGAAUGGGCGCUUCAGGUAGGCAUAUGCCAUCCCCCUCUGGACCGGGCUCUUUGCCGCCAGGUUUGAUAUCGAAACGUCGCGGAUUUGAUGAUGGAUCCAGCGAUUUCUCAUUAACUCCGAAUUUUAACAUGGAAUAUUCGGGUCCAAAACUCUACAAGCAACCAGCGGCCAAAUCCAAUCGCGGCAUUAUACUGAAUGCCGUCGAAUACUGCGUCUUUCCGGGCGCCGUGAACCGUGAGGCCAAACAGAAAGUGCUCGAGAAGAUAGCACGCUCGGAGGCGAAACACUUCCUAGUACUCUUCCGCGAUGCGGGCUGCCAGUUCCGCGCCCUCUACAGCUACAUGCCCGAGUCCGGGGACCAGGUGACCAAGCUGUACGGCACCGGACCUAGUCAAGUCGACGAAGUCAUGUUCGAUAAGUUCUUCAAAUACAACUCAGGGGGCAAGUGCUUCUCGCAAGUGCACACCAAGCAUCUGACCGUCACCAUCGACGCCUUCACAAUACACAACUCGCUCUGGCAGGGUAAGCGGGUGCAGUUGCCCAGCAAAAAGGACAUGGCGCUUGUUAUCUAAGUGCAACGUAGCGGAGCGGAGCGGAGUCCGGGCCAGUGGGCGCUUGGCGCUGUUUGGCCGGAACAAAAACUAUUCUACGACAUUGCGCAUUAAGACAUCUAUGGAAACAUUACGAACCAUAACUCGAACCAACCAUGAGUUCUUUCCAUAGCUCACGGAGGGACUUAUGGGCUAGGGUUAUGGUAUAGGGGGUGGGACUCUGGGACGUGGGCACUCGGCUUAAACCACUAAUAGCACAUGCUUGAGAAACGAGAAAUUUGAAUUUACAGAAAAUUUUGUAGAGAGUAAACGAUGCGAUUGAAUAUUUAUUUUCAAUAUAAAAGCAUAUAUAUCCGCCUAAGAAUUUAAGCAACAAAAAUGUAAUGGGCAAAAAGCAGACAACACAAAAUGCCAAAAGAAUGUAAUGAAGCCCCUUGAAUAAUUGUAUUUUUGUUAGUUUUCGUGCAGGAUUCAGCAUGUCAUGUGAGCGUCCUCGGCUGAAGUGUAGCUAGAGGGGAAAAGGGAAGAACAAAUGUAGAAAAUCACUUUUUAUUAAUUUGUUUUAUUAUUUUAUAUUGUUAUGAAGUUAAUCAUGUGAAAUUUUUCAUGGCCUUGGGCGGUCGGAAGCUGAAUUGUGUAAAAUGAGGCCGCUGCCAAAGUCGAAUCUAAUUUUAAUGCCACUAGCUAUUUAUUUUAACACUAAUUAAUAAUUACUUUUUAUGCGUAUUUAAAAAGGAAUAAUAAUGCAACUAAUAUUUAAAGAUA